This is a messenger RNA of Mus pahari (shrew mouse), 6989 nucleotides long. RefSeq names its product membrane bound O-acyltransferase domain containing 2 (gene Mboat2). Gene Ontology annotation, biological process: lipid modification. Gene Ontology annotation, cellular component: membrane. The record is from RefSeq and is a predicted model, not a curated record. Bases 123 to 1682 code for a protein of 519 amino acids. The transcript is spliced from 13 exons. NCBI's taxonomy places the organism in Eukaryota, Metazoa, Chordata, Mammalia, Rodentia, Muridae. Gene Ontology annotation, molecular function: acyltransferase activity.
GCGGGCGGCCGAGGGGCGGGCGCGCCGCUGCAUCCCCAUCCUCGGCGUAGCUCGGCUCAGAGCGAGCGAGCGAGCAAGCGGCGACUGGCCGGAGCAGGCGGGCGCAGCGCCGAGGCCGGGCCAUGGCCACCACCAGCACCACGGGCUCCACCCUGCUGCAGCCCCUCAGCAACGCCGUGCAGCUGCCCAUCGAUCAGGUCAACUUUGUAGUGUGCCAGCUCUUUGCCUUGUUAGCAGCCGUUUGGUUUCGAACUUAUCUACAUUCAAGCAAAGCUAGCUCUUUUAUCAGACACGUAGUUGCUACCCUUCUGGGCCUUUAUCUUGCAUUUUUUUGCUUUGGAUGGUAUGCCUUACACUUUCUUGUACAAAGUGGGAUUUCCUACUGCAUCAUGAUCAUAGCAGGAGUGGAGAGCAUGCACCAAUGUUGCUUUGUGUUUGCUUUGGGAUACCUCUCAGUGUGUCAAAUUACUAGAGUCUAUAUCUUUGAUUAUGGACAAUAUUCUGCUGAUUUUUCAGGCCCAAUGAUGAUCAUUACGCAGAAGAUCACUAGUUUGGCUUACGAAAUUCACGACGGGAUGUUUCGAAAGGAUGAAGAACUGACUCCGUCGCAGAGGGGAUUAGCUGUGAGGCGCAUGCCAAGUCUCCUGGAAUAUGUAAGUUAUACCUGCAACUUCAUGGGCAUCUUGGCAGGCCCACUGUGCUCCUACAAAGACUACAUUGCCUUCAUUGAAGGCAGAGCAUCCCACGUGGCACAGCCCAGUGAAAACGGAAAAGAAGAGCAGCAUGGAAAAGCAGAUCCAUCUCCAAACGCAGCAGUUACGGAGAAGCUCCUGGUCUGUGGACUCUCCUUAUUAUUCCACCUGACCAUCUCCAACAUGCUACCGGUGGAGUACAACAUCGAUGAGCAUUUCCAAGCCACUGCGUCAUGGCCGACCAAAGCCACCUAUCUGUAUGUCUCUCUCUUGGCUGCCAGGCCUAAGUACUAUUUUGCAUGGACCUUAGCUGACGCCAUUAACAAUGCUGCGGGCUUCGGUUUCAGAGGAUAUGACAAGAAUGGAGUGGCUCAAUGGGACUUAAUUUCCAACUUGAGAAUUCAGCAAAUAGAGAUGUCAACAAGUUUUAAGAUGUUUCUCGAUAAUUGGAAUAUCCAGACAGCUCUUUGGCUCAAAAGGGUGUGUUAUGAACGAGCAACCUUCAGCCCGACAAUCCAGACAUUCUUUCUCUCUGCUAUUUGGCAUGGGGUCUACCCAGGAUACUAUCUGACAUUUCUAACGGGAGUGCUAAUGACGUUAGCAGCUCGGACUCUGAGAAAUAACUUUAGGCACUAUUUCCUGGAACCCCCUCAACUUAAGUUAUUUUAUGACAUCAUAACAUGGGUGGCCACACAGAUAACAAUAAGUUACACGGUUGUUCCGUUUGUGCUUCUCUCCAUAAAACCAUCAUUCACCUUUUACAGCUCCUGGUAUUACUGCCUUCACAUCUGUAGUAUCUUAGUGUUGCUGUUGCUGCCUGUGAGAAAGUCUCAAAGAAGAACGAGCACACAGGAAAAUGUCCAGCUCUCACAGGCCAAAAAGUUUGACGAACGGGAAAAUUCUCUGGGACAGAACAGUUUUUCCACGAUGAAUAAUGUUUGCAAUCAGAACCGAGACACUGGAUCCAGACACUCGUCACUAACGCAGUGACUGCGAGAGCGUGUGAUGGCUGUUUCCCGGCUGUGAACAGAAGCCAAUCUUGAGGCCUUUGCAGAGCCUCUUGUUUAAGGAAGAGAGACUAACUGGGUAGAAAGGGACAGUCUCGGAUAGGGGGUUUCCUAUACACUAGAUUGGAAAUGGAAAGAAAUAACCCCUCCCAUGCCAUGUUCCUGUGGGUCAUGCCUUAUACAAAAUCUUCCCAUGAUUCAAUAGGGCACUCUGACCUCAGCAUCUGCCCACAAGGUCAUCCGUGUACCCUGUUGCUGAAUGUACACUGCGUAUCCCAAGGCACUGAAGAGGUGGAAAAAAAAUCAUGUCGAUCUGGAUGAUUAACUUUUUCCAAAUGAAUGUCUUGCCUUAAAUCUCCCGUUUCCUAAAAUGUUGUUCCCGGAUGGUAUUUAAGAGUGUAAAAUCGUGAGGAGACGAUUUCAAUAUUUGAUAUGGUGUGCUGCGGAGAGGACUGAGGGGAGUCUAAAACCAGAUACUUAAGGUCGUGGGUACUUUAAAAAUGCAAUAAACAUCUCAGUAUUCGAAGGGUUUUCUUAAGGUAUCUUAGAGGCCUGUGUGCAUGGUGGGACUGUAAACAGUCAGGGCUUAAUUACAGGUAGCUUAUUUUUCUGGGAUCUUAAUUACCUGGUGUCAGUCAGGGGGCCCUCCAAGGAGGACUUUCUUAAACAUAAUUAAAGGUUGGCAAUGUGAUAUUUUAGGCUUAUUUUCUUAAGAAAAAAAAAAAAAUAAUAAGAGGGAAGAUAAGGGAAGGGGGCCAAGGAAAGCCCCGUGGGACCUGGAGCCAGCAGCAGAGGGCUUCCCACUUCUGUGUCCGAGACCAGUGUAACUGUAUGGGACACAACAGCUUAACGUUGAUAACACUGUGGACUUUCUGAAGAAAUCUCUCGAGCAUAAAUUACAUAGAGUUAGAGGGGGUUAUAAGAAUAACAGUGAUAGAUGAUUUGAAGAUUUUGAGGGAAAUCUCUAGUAAUUAAGGUUCUUGUAUGGUUCAUCAGUUUCUUGUUCCUAUCCCUUUCAUUGCUAUUUGGGAAAGAUGUAGGGAAAAGAAAACUUAGUUGAUGAGUCUAAAUGACUUUUUUAAAAAAAAAUUAAUAAAUUAGUUUCUAUACUCUUUAACUUCAUGCAUUAAAAUUCUUCCAUUAAACUCUUGUUAAAAUGGGUGUUAGAUUCUAUCUAAACAAAUAAGUGUUUUCCUCUUAGGAUGCCACUCUUGCCUUGAGUGACUGGGUUUGUCUUUAAUCGCACAGCAGUGCGGCGUGGGCUGGGUGGGUAUGAGAUGGAAAAUAAGCCUGAGCCUGUAGAGGGGAAGGCGGGGCCUUUGGGCCUCACUGCCAUUUGACCAAUCUUUUUUUGUAUGAAAUUUGUUUUGGUUUUGCCUUAAAUUUUCAAAUGAAAUGCAAGUUAUCAGUCUACAAUGAGUUUGAUUUUGUUGGUUUUUGCCACUAAUACAUUGUAAGUAGAGUUGAGGAAAAAGCAGCAAUGGAGGUGGGAACCUAAAGAUGUCAGGGAGAAGAAAGGUGCAGAUGCCGGUCUGGCCUUCUAGCACCUAGGAGCCAUACGUGGCAUGGCUGCUUUUUUGAAGACAGGUUGCAUCUGAUGAGGAGAGUCUUCUCCUGGCCUCUAGAGUUCUCCCUAUUACUCCUCCCCGGGAAUGGUUUGCAAAUACCUUUUCUUAGUUUUCUUUCCCGUGUGUUGAAAUCAAGCUAUCUGUAGAAUUGGAGGAGAAAGAAGAGCAUAUUUAUGGAGAGUACCCGCCCCCGAAUGUAUUUUCUACGAUUUCAUGAACUUGGUGGAGAAUUCAGUCACUGUUAAAGACAGCCCUGGGCGGUUCCUAAGUGAAGCCAGAGCAGCUUUGGGAGCUGCUGCGGGCUCGAUCCAUCUAUCCAGCCACUCACAGAUGACCACGUUUAUAUCUGCCACCCCAACAGACUUCGUUUCUAAACUUGUACAUUGAGUCACCGUCACCUGUUUCCUCGUAAUGAAUUUAUAAUCAUAGUCCUAUCAUCCAAAGAGCGAGACAGUUGAUCACUGUUCUCCUUCCUGGCACAUACACUGCGUUCUAACUUGGCUGAUUCCCUUUUUCAUUCUUCUUCAGCUACUAGUUACGUUCGUGGGAUUAUUUUUGGAUGACUAUCUUCUAAUUAGGAGACAUAAUCAGAACUCGAUCUAAAAUCAAAUAAAUUCUCAAAUCCCCCCCCCCCAAACCACACUCUAUAAAAUGAAUGUUUAGUUGGGAUACUGUCAAGAUUGUUUCUACUUAGAAGGAUUUAAAACUAAUGUUUGCACUACUGUAAUUUCUGAAAGAGGUCAUUAUACCAUGUGUUUACUGCAUUUAACCGGCAGAACAGGGUUCACUGUGUGCUUAUAGGAUUUUUCCAUUUCUUGAGUAUCCUGAAAUCAUUCUGGAGAUGGUCAAUCUACAUCAUAUUUAUACUUCUGUCCAAUUAUAUACUACUCAGGGAAAAUAGAACAAAAAAUAUUCUUCCCUCAAAUCUCAUUUUCUUGAAACAGUAAUUGUCAAUUUGGUGUGUCUCAGCUCACUUAUUUGUUUGUUUGUCUUUGGGUUUGUUUGUUUUUUUUUAAUUCAUAUUUUACUUGGAGCUUGGAGUGACUUUAAGAAUACUCAGAGACGGAGAGAAGGUUCUCUGGGUUUCAGAGAGUCCCUGACUGCUGUGUCUUAGCAUGCUGGUCCCUACCGUGGAUGACGCCCACACGGGGUAUCUCCACACAUGCCACUUUGGAGGAAAACAGUUUCAGUGGAGGUUUCUAGAAAAUGAUGGUGAUUUCGUGUAAGUACUUAGUGGCCUGGCUGGUCCUUCUGGCUCUUGCUGGGGGAGCAGCACCUUUUCUUCCACCACCCCCAGUCGUGUAAGGCAAAGGGCAAAGGGAAGGGCAGGGUCCCAAAGGGAACUAGUAACUGUUGAUGCUUUUUAUUUCUGGGGCUUGCGGUAGUGACAUUUUAAAAAAUGGAUGUUUAGCAAAAGGAGGAAUACCUAUUGAUCCAUUAACUCAGAACGGGUAGCAACAGGCCAUUUCCUGGUUGCUUUCGUUAGUUGCUGUUUCUGCUGGGUAAAACCGGAAAGGAUUAAAUACUCCCCAUAAAUUGCUAAUUUUACUAGACAGGGUUUGCCACCAUGUAACUCUACAGCAAUUAUUUUAGUCAGAGAAUUUAGUCGUUUUUUUUUUUUUUUUUUUUUUUUUUUUUUUUUUUNUUAAUUACAGAAAACAGUUUAAAAUCGCCAUCAGAAUAAUCAUGAAGGUUUUACUUUUGAAGACUAGACAUUUAGGACAAAUGCUUUUCCUACUUGAUACCCAUCCUUUGUCAGCGUUCAUCUUGUGUCUUCAUGAGCAAAUCUAGAAUAUGGUACUUACUGUUUCCUUAUCAGUUGUUCAUAAGUAUCAGCUCACCGACUCUUAAAGAGUUCCACACUGUAACUGACCCAAACAUUCUUGAGAGAGUAGACGGGUUUAGAGUAAUUGCUUCUGCUGUGUCCACUGAGAUUUGGACCGACUGUAUAGUUAGAAACCAGUAUUGUGAAAAGUUUUAUUCAGGUAUUAAUAAUCUACCCUGAUUGAAGUUUAACACACCCAGUUUAACCUAGGUGCAGAAUUCUAGCUUACACUGUGACUGUAACCUUAACCUGCCCAAGGACCAUACAUACCUGUUACAUUCCACCAGCGGCCUCUGAGGAAUGGUUGAUCACUUGGCCGAUUGCCCUCUUGGCUAACUUUCUGCUUCCCACUGCCCUUGGAAGAGUGAGUUUGUAUCAGGCUUCCAAAAGCUGAAGGCAGAGAUUUGCAUUUUAAACAAAUCCACUCAGAAUUCUCAAGUUUGAUGGGUUAGAAUGUGGCAGCUCUCUACGGUGAUUUCCUGUAACAGCAUGUAGUCAAACCUAUUGAUGAUGACGCUCCUCCUGGAAGAAAAUUUAAAAUGAAAUUUUCCACACUAAUAUUUUGUAGGAAUGCUCUUAUAAUCAAUGACUAAGCUGCUUUUUGAGGCUCUUGUUGUACAGAGGAGGCAGCCAAUUUACAUUUUAAUUCGUAGGCUGCCUAAUAAUGUUUUGUAUGUUUUCAGAUAAUUUAUUUUAAUAGGCUUUUAACACAAUGCAAACUCCAGUGAAGAACUGACAAGAAGCUCCACAGGUCAUUGAUUGGGGAAAUUUUGUCAAACACAACCUAAUGACACAUUUCUAUGCCAGCUAAUUUGUCUUGCCUUUAAAACUGGUGGUAACUCUUAAUGCCAUUUUUAUAAAGCAAGGGACAGCCUGUCUGUUCUAUAAAUAACCCUUCAAAGAUCCUGUAUAACCACUGUCUGAAAGCGAUCCGGUGACACAAAGCCACCUCCAGCUGUGUUUUCUUACAUGUUGCUUCUGUAACCAGCAAUGGGAUAUACUAUAAAGCCAGAAGUUACAGAGCACAGGGAGUAAAAUGACUAAGCAGUUUCUGGGGAGCAUGUCUGGAAUAGAAGAGUGGGGGUUGCCUGCUGCAAUCUCUUGAGGGGGUGCUCCCUGCACAGGCUCUAUUUUGGGAAAACUUCUUUGAGAGAUUAGUUUGUUAAUUAUUUUCUCUGUCCUUUCAUGGGGGAAGGACACAGGUAGAGAGCGUUUGCUAAACUUUUGAAAUGUGUCUCUGUCCCCCAUUUUCAAUGUCUUUGGUUCUGUGCACACCCAUCCGUCCGUGAAGUGCAUUUGCUGCUGACUUAAUCACACACAGAAAGGACGCCUGUGCUGAAUGGAGGUACCGUCCUGUCUGUCUUCUGUCAGCUUUAUGUACGUGAAGGUGCCCCCGUAUCAGAAGGAGCAUCACUUGAGGCGGUAGGAAUGACUGGGACACAGAUUCCUGGGACGUGAAGGCCCCAUCAUGUUCAGAGGAAGGUGCCUGGCUGCAUAACCUGCCUUCCCUUUCACCUGAACACUGGUCGCCUGUCUUGAGGAGAGCCUCCGCUCCCACAGCCAGCACUUGCAGCAUUUCCAUUUGCCUUCCCUGGUGGAGGAUAGCAUGUGGCGGGCUGUGCUUUUUUUUCUUGUUCUUUUAAUUCGAAGUUUUUUUUUUUUUUUUUUUUUAAAGAAGUGUUCUUUUUCAACCGAUCCCCAAAUCAGUUGUCAUUGUAUGGUGAGUUGAAACCACACUGUAUCAGACAAGCUGUGACAUGAUUCAUAACCAUUUUUCCCAUUCAGUGUCUUCAGAGCUACACAGUGGCUGAUUGCUGGCUUUUAAAGGUGUUUUUAACUUACAUGUGGCUUUUUUUUCUUAUUAUUUCUGUGUCUUUAAAGGGAUUAAACGGUAGUU